Molecule: messenger RNA, 393 nt
Organism: Sphaeroforma arctica JP610
Lineage: Eukaryota; Ichthyosporea; Ichthyophonida
Exons: 3
Coding region: 13-393 (126 amino acids)
Source: RefSeq, a predicted model, not a curated record
GAGAGUCACUGGAUGCUAGCCGAAGAUUUACUCCUAGACCGACAACCCGUAAGUGUGAGAGGUAUCCAGGACAAUUCAGGCCCUAAACUUAGGCCAACCGGGACAUAUACGUCAUCGGGAGAGAUUGGGCGGAGACAGACACGCGCAAAUGUGGGCGAUACUUCGGCUCUAUUGGAGAAUAGUAUGGAGUGGGAUCUGAAUGGGACUGCGGGUAACACGGCGAGUGAGUUUAAGGGUAAAGGCAAAGAGCCGAUGGCCGUUUCACUGCCAACGCAUCCCUCUGAAGUGGAGCAAGUCACGAACGAUACAAGUAGAAAAGAAGCAUUACACACCCAUACGUUUACCCAAGCCACUUCAGGCAAGGCAGACAAGGAGCAUUGUCUUGUCCUAUGA